AUUGUGCAAACGAGUCUUCGUUUGCACAAUUGUGCAAACGAAGACUCGUUUGCACAAUUGGUUGAUGAAUUGGUUGAACACGUAUAUACCGAGAUUCACCCCAUGCGAGGGGGUAUACAGUAUAGGUGUAAAGUAAUAUGUAAUUGGAUGGAUUCCGCGUGGAAGGCUUUCGAACAACGAAAUUUUGGCAAGGAAAUGUUAACCAUUUUACGUUCCGUCACUAUGAAAGUAUCGGACAAAAUGCUGGAAAACAGGGAAAAUCCCGACAAAUUUAUGGAAGACUUUUUAGAUGAAUUGUACAGUGAUCCAAGCACUAGGUUUCAGGAAUAUUUUGAAAACAUAGAAUACGACGAUGAAAUAAUUACAUCUACUAACGACAAUUGCCUGCCGUCUAAAUCUGAAAUCCAUAAAUUAAACGACGAAACCAGCGAGCGCAUGAAACGUUUCACGGAAUGUGACCAAUCUAAAUCUAAAUUUGGACUGUACAUUGCAACGGCAUCAUCUCUUCUCGCAAUGAGGAUAAUGUUACAAAGGCACCCCGAUAUGUACGCGCCCGUCAUGGACAAGGCAACCGUUUGUACAUCCGAAAACGACGACGGUGGUCCUGUCGUUUUCGUUAAAAACGAAAUAACGUGGGAUCAACUGGUGUGGACCAUGUUAAUCGAAAUAUUUGGCUCGUCCGAACAAGCACGACUCGUGUUGGAAUUUUUAGCUCUCGGUUUAUCCACGGAUAGCAAUGGACGUUUAGUAAUGUUCAUGCACGGGGAGGCGGUUAAUGGAAAAUCAAUGUUUAUAGGUAUUCUUAACUACAUUUUUGGAAAAAAGAGCAAUCUCGUACGUACUCUUCCUGCAAACUUUUUCACUUCGAAAUCGGAUAAUCGAAUGGAUGCUACUUUUCGUUCAAACGCGGAAGAAAUUCGAUUUGCAAUCGAGAACGAAAUUCCGAUAUUAGACAUGGACGAAGGCGGACGGCGCAAAUUUAAACAAUUUACCGGAGGUGAUCGAGUCUCUAGUAGACAACCUUACGAUCGAUGUAACAAUGAUUUUCGUAUUUCUGCAAAGUUUGUCACCUCUUCAAAUGACAUGCCAUAUAUUUCGAGUACCAUGUUAGCCGAACAGAGCAGACUCAUGAUCAUUCCAACCGUAUCUACAUUCAUUGCCGGCAAAGUAAUGCUUAGAAAACAAUUAUUGCAACAUUUGGCUGCCGAUAGAUAUUGUAGACGCUUGUAUGGAACGGCAUAUCCUUCCUUCAAGGGAUUAUACACCAUAGAAAUGAACAAAUAUGCAAACGUUAUGACAAAACAGACUUUGACUAAUUUAAAUGCACGCAACACUUUAUUUCCUAUGCAUUACAAUAAUAUUUUAAACCAAGGAUUUCCUUGUGACAUCAUUGAGGUACCGAAAGGAAUUCCUACACAGAGGUGGCUCCUCGGUAAUCCACUACUCAUGCACGAAGAGGUUCAGGAGAAAAUGGGGGCUGCAUUGUGUCGAAUCCUUUUAGAUCAUAUCGUACCGUCAAUGGGGGGUCUAAAGAAUACAGCAGUAACAGUUCAGAAAAUGGAGAAUUACGUACGAGAAAAUGUUAAUUUAUUUGGAAGUUAUAAAGAUGUCAUGCUGAUAUUGUUGAAGAGGUUGAUCGUAUAUAGGAAGGGUGAGUGUAUCGACGUGGAUUCUCUGCGUGCAAUCGUAGUUCAAGAGAUGUCCGUGAUGAAGUCUAAUAUACGAAGUGUAAUGUUUGGUAAAUACAAAGGGGCUGGAUCGGAGGCUUUUAGUAAAGUAGAUAAUGCUUGUAAAACUAUAAAUGGAUUUUGUAAUAUGUUGGUAAAGUGUAAUUUCAAUUUGACUAAGAGAGAUCACUGCAUAACGCUAAACGAUUUCCAGUUAGUCCAUCUCUUUAUAAAUGAAAGAAACAAAAUUGAAAUAUCUCCAAUUGAAGGAAUGUUAAAUAUCGACGAUCUCAAAACGUAUCUAACACCUGAAAAUAUAUUUACUGGACCUGACGAAUCGGACACCGUUGAUGCUAGGAAAACGUGUUUAAAACCACCCAUUGUAAUGUCCGAUUUUGUAUAUGGAUCGUUCGGGGACGAUGAAGAUGCACAUACAGGUAACGAAACUGAAUUGGACGUUGGUGGACCGCGUGUUGAAGGAACGAACUACUUCAGUACAUUGUCUAAAAAUUCAAUGUGGGGAAUAAUAGAUGCAAGGCAUGCCGAUUUUUAAAAGAAAAAAAAACAUAUUUAAUUAUUAUUACGACGAGGGUUAAUCAGUCUGCUAUAAUGUAGCAAUAGGGCAUUACUUGGGAACUGUCCGAGGUGCAAUUCAAUUAUUGUAGGAGCAUUCACCCCACAGAUUUCUUGCAAUUGUAUAAAUAUAUUGCGUAAGUUGUAACCACCAAUAUAUACGUUUGAAACCUCUUUAAAUGCGUCUAAAUAAAUAUGAAUCAUCUUCAAUGGCGAACGCAAAUACAUUUUUGUGCUACGUUCCCUAAUGCGAAUGAUUUCAUUAUAUCUUGUCGAAUGUAAACGUGUAUUCCUUUCCUUAUCACGCAGUUGUGCCAAUGCAUGUGACAAUAAAUUAAUAGGAAGAUACCCCAAACCGUUUUUGUCAUUUUUUAGUGCCAUGAGUAGUCUUUUGAAUAAUAUUGGAUUUCUAAAGAAUAACGAAUGCCAAAAAAGUAUUUUUUGAUUCUGGUAAUUCGAGCGAGUGAGA
This is a messenger RNA of Ixodes scapularis (black-legged tick), 2709 nucleotides long. RefSeq lists its product as uncharacterized. The annotation marks the transcript as partial. Lineage: Eukaryota; Metazoa; Arthropoda; Arachnida; Ixodida; Ixodidae. The record is from RefSeq and is a predicted model, not a curated record. The transcript has a single exon.